Guillardia theta CCMP2712 is the source of this 1113-nucleotide messenger RNA. RefSeq lists its product as hypothetical. The coding region runs from base 7 to 1083 and encodes 358 amino acids. The record is from RefSeq and is a predicted model, not a curated record. The transcript has 7 exons. NCBI's taxonomy places the organism in Eukaryota, Cryptophyceae, Pyrenomonadales, Geminigeraceae.
UUCGCCAUGGCGGAAGAUGCUGCGGCUUCGUCCAGGAGGCGGCUGGAUACGAAGCAUUUGUUAAUAACAGCAGCUUCGUCACUGCUUUUCAUUGGAAUCAUCGUAGCUACAUUGGAUGCAAAGAGUCGUCAGCCCAGCGUCUUGCUGCAGUCUGCUUGGAGCAGGCUCCCUACUAAACCACAAGGAACCAGAGGCAGCUCUCCUAUCCGUGCCAACGAUGUGGCCAAGACGCCGAUCAGCUACAGGUUGAGGGGCGCCGUCGAGCCUAGCAUGGAGAAUGGAGCAAUUAGCGCGGAUGCUCGAAGACUUCAAGAGAACCUCCGCAAGUACCACGAAAGAGUGAAGGGCACCGAGAACGAGUGGAGUCAUGUGUACAAGAAGAAACUACAGGGGUUCAAGAAUGUAGCGAUCCAACCGAACCUCAGGAACUUGCCCCCAGGAUUUCAUGUGCUGAAGCCGGGACAGAAGUUGCCAGCUGGUGCGAAGAUCGUGUACCCCAUCAUGAUUCAGCCCACCGGGGGGAGGAAUCCUUCCUUCAAGUCCGUUUCCUCGCCGAGGUCUGCAACUCUUUUGAGAGCUAAUACGAACAUGCUCGACGAGGCUCCCGAAGAAGCAGCGGCAGCUAGUGGUGAAGGGGAGGAGGCGGAGGAGGCGGAAGAAGCACCCCGUUCACCUCCUCCUGUAGUGAUGACAGCGCAAGAAAAGAUCGAUCUUGCCAACCAGGAACACCAAGAAGCUCGUAUGGAGAGGAGGGUUGCUGGGGAAUACAGGACUCAGGCUCAAACCUUGGAGCGAGAGGGUGUGCAACUCAUUCAGAGCGGCUGGAAGAGACAUCAGGACGCCGAAAAGUCUUUGAAGGACGCACUAGGGAAGGUUGAUGAAGCUGAUGAAAUGAUCACCAACUCCAACAAGAUUAAGGACUUGGCUAACGCCCACCGCGGCGACACUCUGGCGACCCAGAUGGAGACAAUCGCAUCUGAACUGUCGGCUGCAUCAGAGGAGAAGGCUGCUGAGGCUGAGAAGCUGCAGAGUGAAGCUGACUCCUACAAGGAUUCCGGUGAAUCAGAGGCUGCAGCAAGAUAAAGAUGAAAUAUUAAAUUUUUUGAAAAGGAA